This is a messenger RNA of Henningerozyma blattae CBS 6284, 1542 nucleotides long. RefSeq names its product RNA-dependent ATPase DBP3 (gene DBP3). Gene Ontology annotation, cellular component: nucleolus. Gene Ontology annotation, molecular function: ATP binding; RNA binding; RNA helicase activity. Gene Ontology annotation, biological process: rRNA processing. Bases 1 to 1542 code for a protein of 513 amino acids. NCBI's taxonomy places the organism in Eukaryota, Fungi, Ascomycota, Saccharomycetes, Saccharomycetales, Saccharomycetaceae. The record is from RefSeq and is a predicted model, not a curated record. The transcript has a single exon.
AUGACUCAAGAAGAAAUUAUUGACAAGAAGAGAAAAGUAGAUGAUAACUUGGAUAAAAAAGAGAAGAAAAAGUUAAAGAAAGAUAAGAAGGAUAAGAAGGAUAAGAAGGAUAAGAAGGAUAAGAAAGACAAAAAGGAAAAGAAAGAAAAGAAAGAGAAGAAAUCUGAAAACGAAGAAGAAACUGUCAAUGCAACCUCUAAUGAAACUCCUGUUGUUGAUGCUGGAGAAAUUGAAAAAUUCUUGAAGGAAAAUGAAGUUAUUAUUGAAGGUGGUAAAACUUUAAAUAUUAAUCCAAUCAUUAAUUUUAAUGAAUUAACUAAAUUGAAUAAAACUAUUCUAAAAGAAUUAAAUAAAUAUCCUAAACCAACUCCAAUCCAAUCUGCUUCAUGGCCAUAUCUAUUAAAGGGUAAAGAUGUUAUUGGUAUCGCAGAAACUGGGUCUGGUAAAACAGUCGCAUUCGGUGUUCCAGCUUUAAAUAAAUUAACUCAAGAAAAUAGUGAUAAUAAAAACAUUAAAGUAUUAAUUAUUUCUCCAACAAGAGAAUUAGCCAUGCAAAUUUAUGAUAAUUUAAAUACUUUAAGUGCCAAUUGUGAUAAGAUUAACGUCUGCUGUUUAUAUGGUGGUGUACCAAAAGAUAAUCAAAGAAGAGAAUUAAAGAAAUCUCAAAUUGUAGUUGCUACCCCAGGUAGAUUAAUCGAUCUAAUUGAAGAAGGUAGUUGUAACCUAAAUAAUGUGGAUUAUUUAGUCUUGGAUGAAGCCGAUAGAAUGCUAGAAAAAGGUUUUGAAGAAGAUAUUAAAAAAAUUAUUAGCGAAACCAGUAAAAUUAAUAGACAAACUUUAAUGUUCACUGCAACUUGGCCAAAAGAAGUUCGUGAUUUGGCUAAUUCUUUUAUGCAAAAGGACUUUAUUAAGAUUAGUAUCGGUGGUAACAGAGAUGAAUUAACUGCUAAUAAAAGAAUUAAACAAAUUGUUGAAGUAGUUGAUAACUUUAAAAAAGAAAAAAAAUUGUUAGAUUUAUUAAGAAAAUAUGAUAAUUCAGAAGAUAAAAUUUUGAUUUUUGCACUAUAUAAAAAAGAAGCUUCAAGAGUUGAAAGAAAUUUGAAAUACAGUGGUUAUAAAGUUGCUGCCAUUCAUGGUGAUUUAUCACAACAACAACGUACCCAAGCUUUGAAUGAAUUUAAAUCAGGCAAAUCUAACUUGCUAUUAGCAACUGAUGUAGCUGCUAGAGGUUUAGAUAUUCCAAAUGUUAAAGUCGUUAUUAAUUUAACUUUCCCAUUAACAGUGGAAGAUUAUGUUCAUAGAAUUGGUAGAACUGGUAGGGCUGGUAAGACAGGUAUUGCUCAUACUUUAUUUACCGAACAAGAAAAACAUUUAGCUGGUGCUUUAGUCAAUGUAUUAAAUGGUGCCAACCAACCAGUUCCAGAAGACUUGAUUAAAUUCGGUACUCACACUAAGAAGAAAGAACAUAGUGCAUACGGUGCUUUUUACAAAGAUAUUGAUAUGAAUAAAAACCAAAAAAGAUCACUUUUGAUUAAUUCAUAA